This is a messenger RNA of Salvia splendens (bonfire salvia), 1438 nucleotides long. RefSeq names its product probable cinnamyl alcohol dehydrogenase. Bases 92 to 1156 code for a protein of 354 amino acids. The record is from RefSeq and is a predicted model, not a curated record. Gene Ontology annotation, molecular function: oxidoreductase activity, acting on the CH-OH group of donors, NAD or NADP as acceptor; zinc ion binding. Lineage: Eukaryota; Viridiplantae; Streptophyta; Magnoliopsida; Lamiales; Lamiaceae. The transcript is spliced from 5 exons.
UCUCUAGUAUAUAUAUGUAUGUGACUUCAUGAAUAUAGUGUAACCAAAUUUCUCUCAUUAAUUCAUCAACACUGAUAUAAAGUUGAACAAAAUGGUUGGAGGACUAGCCAAUGGUUGGGCUGCCCGGGACUCAUCCGGUCAUCUCUCGCCUUAUUCCUUUAAUCUCAGGGAAAUACACGCAAACGACAUUUUAUUGCGCGUAUUAUAUUGUGGAGUAGACCACACGGAUCUACUUCAGGUCCGGGGUCAAAUAGGCAAGACCAGCUAUCCUUUGGUUCCGGGUCAUGAAAUAGUGGGCGAAGUAGUUGAAGUAGGGGUAGAAGUGAAGAAUUUCAAAGCUGGUGAUGUGGUUGGAGUGGGAGGAAUCAUUGGGAGUUGCGGAGAAUGCAAUCUCUGCAACUCCGACCUAGAGCAAUACUGUCGCGCCAGGAUCUUAACCUACAACCACGCCUUGGGCGACGAAACUAUCACACAAGGCGGCUUUUCGUCUGCAAUGAUUGUCCAUCACAGAUUUGCAGUAAAAAUACCUGAAAAGCUAUCACCGGAGCAGGCUGCGCCACUACUAUGUGCCGGUGUGACAGCAUACAGUCCAUUGAAACAGUUCAUGAAUCGUAAAGAGGUUGUGAGAGGAGGAAUCCUAGGGCUAGGCGGAGUGGGUCACCUGGGAGUCAUGAUAGCGAAGGCGAUGGGGCAUCACGUGACGGUGAUCAGCUCCUCCGAUAAGAAGAGAGAGGAAGCGAUGGAGCAUCUGCGCGUCGACGCCUACCUAGUCAGCUCUGACGAGGCUGCGAUGGCAGAAGCUGUCGACAGCCUCGACUAUAUCCUUGACACGGUCCCUGCUCUUCAUCUCCUCGACCUCUAUAUUUCGCUUCUCAAAGCGCAGGGGAGGAUGUUGUUAGUGGGGGCACCUCCUUGGCCACUUGACUUUAUCGCUUCGCAUCUCAUUUUAGGGAAGAAGGUGAUGGAGGGGAGUUUGAUGGGGAGCAUGAAGGAUAUGGAAGAGCUGCUGAAUCUGUGGGCGGAGAAGGAACUGGUGACUAUGGUCGAGGUGGUGAAUGCUGAAUAUGUUAACGAGGCGUUUGAGAGGAUGGAGAGAAACGAUGUGAGAUACCGAUUUGUGCUUGAUGUAGCUGCAUGGGCCAACAAACUUCAUUGACCUAUAAUGGUUGAAUUCAUGUUUGUUCUUUGUUGAAGAAUGUGUGAUGAAGUUUUCAUGCAUGGUCGCAUCGAGGUUUCAUAUUGCAUCGCUUUCCUUGGACGAGACACUGUAGGCGUAAACUAGGUAACCGUUUUCUAGUGCUUUUCUUGUGUUCUUUUCGUUGUAAUGAACUAGGUGAUUAUUGUCAGGUGUGCUUUUCUUAUGUUGUUUCCCUACAACUUCCGUUGGCACUUUUUCUAAUAAUGAUAUUACGUAGUGGUAUUUUUACUUUUUGUGAUA